Messenger RNA from Macroventuria anomochaeta, 1104 nucleotides. RefSeq lists its product as uncharacterized. The transcript is spliced from 2 exons. The record is from RefSeq and is a predicted model, not a curated record. NCBI's taxonomy places the organism in Eukaryota, Fungi, Ascomycota, Dothideomycetes, Pleosporales, Didymellaceae. Bases 147 to 962 code for a protein of 271 amino acids.
CCACUCACUCCUCCAGUCAUUCUUUUUUCUGUUGUGAACUUGAAGUUUCACAUCAUCGCUGUGCGAUCCUUAUACUCUUUUGGAUUGCACUAUACCAUACCUUCGGAAAUCUUUGCCUCCCGCUGGUCCAUAGAAUACUCGUCAAUAUGCAACCCCUUAUCUUGCUACUUUCUUCCGCACUCGUUGCCUCUGCGACACACCACAGGCAUGAGAACUUCCACCAUGCUCGCGACAUCCACCUCACCCGAGGCGUCGACGAUAUCGUAGACUCGAUCAAGAACAAUACCAACGAGGUCGCAGGCAAGAUCUCUGACGCCAUCGACUCAGUCCUUGCCCGUGUAGAAUCCUGGGUCAUUCCCGCAACUUGCCCAUGGAAGAUCUCCUGGCCAUUACCAGACACUCCCAUGCCCACAGUCGACGACGUCGAAAUCCCUCAGCUCUCCCUCUUCCCACGCCCAGACUCGACAGCCAACACGCUGACUAUCUACAACUUCUGCGACUACGACCUCUUUUUCGAACCCCACAUCGGCAAUACCCUCGGUGAGAUUGGUCACAUCCCUGCCGGCGGCAAGCUCGACCGACCAUUCGAAGCGGCACCUGAAGGCUCGGGUGUAAACCUCAAAGUCUCCAAGACCGAGGGCGACUAUUCCAAGCCUGUGCAAAUCGAAUACGCUGUCUCAGCCGGCACGGUCUGGUACGACAUCAGCCUGAUCGACUGUCUGGGGCGCACCGAAGAUGGACUGCGCAACGGCGAUACUACAGCCUGUGCAGGGCAUGAGGCUGGACUGCAGAUGGGGCCUGCGAAGGAUGCUUUGAGUUUUCAGUGUGGAGCUGGCGCUUGGUGUGAUGACCAAGCGUAUUUGUACGAGGAGAACCUUUGCAAGAAGAGCAAUCCCAACUCGGCGUGUAGUGCGGAUAAAGGGAUGGCAGUUGAGUUUUGCGCGAGUAAACGGAACUAUUGACUUAUUUGUUGCUUGAUGAUGAAGGUGUUAUGGAGUUUGAAUACUGGGAUAAAGGAAUACACAACGAGGGCGGCGUUCUGGUUCUAACUUUGGCCCGGUGUGGCUUUUGAUCCCUUUCAAGGUUUGUUUCGUAGCACACGAC